AUGGCUCGCGGACCGAAGAAGCACUUGAAGCGGCUCGCCGCUCCAUCCCACUGGAUGCUCAACAAGAUCACGGGCCACUAUGCCCCUCGCCCCUCUCCUGGCCCGCACAAGCUGCGGGAGUGCCUGCCGCUGGCGAUUCUGCUGCGGAACCGACUCAAGUACGCGCUGACCUACCAGGAGACGAAGCUGAUAGUGAUGCAGCGGCUGGUGAAGGUGGACGGGAAGGUGCGGACGGACCAGUGCUACCCCGCGGGGUUCAUGGACGUGGUUUCGCUGGAGAAGACGCAGCAGCACUUCCGGCUGCUGCUGGACACCAAGGGGCGCUUCGUGCCGCGGCCCAUCAGCGCGGAAGAGGCUUCUUACAAGCUCUGCAGAGUGAAGAAGGUGCUGAUCGGCCCCAAGGCCAUUCCUAUGCUGGUCACCCACGACGCCCGCACCAUCCGCUUCCCCCACCCCAACAUCAAGGUCCACGACACGAUCCGCCUCAGCAUUGCGGACUCCAAGAUCGUGGACACGUACAAGUUCGAAGUCGGCAACGUGGCGAUGGUCACCGGCGGCCACAACGUCGGCCGCGUCGGCACCAUCGUCAACAGGGAACGCCACUUGGGCAGUUUCGACAUUGUGCAUCUUCGGGACUCGCGGGGAAACGAAUUUGCGACGCGGAUCAGCAACGUGUUCGUGAUUGGCAAGGGCGAGAAGCCCAUGGUCUCGCUGCCCAAGGACAAGGGCAUUCGCCUCACCAUCUUCGAGGACCGCCAGCUCAAGCUCAAGAAAAACGCGGGACUCUGA
Eimeria tenella is the source of this 789-nucleotide messenger RNA. Its product is annotated as Component of cytosolic 80S ribosome and 40S small subunit, related. Gene Ontology annotation, cellular component: cytosolic small ribosomal subunit; ribosome. The transcript is spliced from 4 exons. The record is from RefSeq and is a predicted model, not a curated record. Lineage: Eukaryota; Apicomplexa; Conoidasida; Eucoccidiorida; Eimeriidae. Gene Ontology annotation, molecular function: RNA binding; structural constituent of ribosome. Gene Ontology annotation, biological process: translation. The coding region runs from base 1 to 789 and encodes 262 amino acids.